AUGUCGGGUGGGAUACAAUUUCUUAGCGGUCAAAGCCGUGAUUUCGCUUUGCCGCAAUUGCGCCACAACCUUUGGCUCCUGGGGUGGCCAAGGUCGUCGGAUGGGACUGGAUUACUUGCUGAUCCGGCCUUGUUCAUCCAUCCUCAACCCGUGGCCUUUCAAGAGAUCAUGCACUUUUUAAUGGGCGUACUUCUGGGGACGGACACCCAACGGAAGCAAUUCUUUCAUGAGAUCUGGCCCAUCUUGGAGAAGAAACAGGAAGCCGAGUUCCGCAAAAAAGUGUUCCAAUAUUACAAACAGCUCCAGCUCCAGCAUAAAGACGAUCUACCAAUGGUAAACGUGUCCUUGCUCCAAACCCCCGGAGGCCCGAAGUUCAUCAAUUUUAUGCAUCAAUUCAGCCAAUUUGUACUGAAAACGGAAAUCCUUCGGGUCAAAGCCAAAUUGGAGGACUCCUCUCCCCUCCUAAAAUGUUCAUCCACCUCACAAGGAUUGAUUCGUAGGAGAAUUGCCGACAACAUCAAGUCGAUUUCGGCCAUUGACGCCGAUCUCCGGAGUUAUGAAGCUUCUCUCCAACGAGAUAUGACUCACUGUGUGGAUGAAUAUCGCACAUUGAAGGCCCGAACUCGGGAACUGGAGAGUCAAAUAGGACAGUUCCACGAUGACGAACUCGAACAGAAAUGCCAAGAUUUCUUAGAGAAGUCCAAUGAGCUGACCGCUCAAACAGACUCAUACAUGACACGGAUACAAAGCGAUCUCAAAGUGGUCCAAGAUAUUAUUGUCAAAGGGAACAAUGCCCGCCUCAAACUCGACCUGGGGCAAGUCGCUCGAAAAGGCGACGGCAUACCCGAAGUUUUCGAUAGAAUCUUUGCUGCAGCGGAGCAUAGCAAGCACCAGAUUCAGCCGAUGAGCUUUGAUUUGGAAACAAUCCAAGUCCGAAACCACCAGAUCCAUCAAGAACGAAGAAUGUUCCAAGGACGGAAAAGCCAAUUAGAGCAUGAACUCCUCCCCAAAAUAAAGGAUCAAAUCCGUGUCCUCGAGGGUCAAAUAGCACCCAAAAGACAUCCAAUAACCUUGACACAGAGGCCCCAAAUUCGUCUAGAUUUCUCGGCCCCGUGUCAAAAAUCUUUGCACACAUCCUUGGACUUGACACCAACCAAGCAUGAGCCAAGUAAUCUGGGAAACUCCGUCGAGAUUUCUCAAACCCUUAAGCGUGUAUCAGGUGGUCCCAAACGGAUCCCGAAUUUUUAUCAACCUUCCAUGAUGUCCGAGUCGAGCUUCCAAGACGAUGAAGCACAUCAUCCAGUGGCCAAUCAGCCAUUCUAUCCUCGAUCCCAGCUCUCUUCCACCUCCUCUCAUCACAAUUGCACCACCCGUGGAGACAUGUCCCAAACCCGGGUGUGUUCCAUUGAAGAGAGCAAAAUGAGCGUGUUCAGUCCGAUCUUGUCAAGCAGUCGAAUGGAACCCAACUCGCCCCGGUCCACCUUCAAAGUGAUCUCGCCUCGACAACCCGGAGGAUCGACUUUGGAGCAAUCCAAAAUCGCGCAUUACCGCAGUGUCUUGAAUGCCACGAGAGCCUCAGCUUCAGAGAGAAUUCCAGAGAGUCCCCAGGAGAUCGAGAAAAAAGAUCUGGGUUUACCGACCUCGUUCGAACCAAUUCGACUGUCGCCGACUCUUUGGGAAGAGUCUCCUCGUGGAUCCUCAGAGGCGAAGGUUCGACCACGAUCGUUCGAUUUGGAGGACCAGACCAUUGCUACGAGAUUGGAUGACUUAAUGAACACGUUGGCGUUGGAUUCGUCGAACCUUUUGGAUGAAGACUCCGUGAAUGAGAUGCCUUCGAUUCAUGUGAACUUGUGAUGUUUUACUCCUAGAACACAUCGAUGGUUUUAAUUGUCAAUUAGUGUGAAUGAACUCCUGCUGCCCAUUAACCGGUCCCAAUAACACGCCUAUGAAUAAAUAACAAAAAUAA
Molecule: messenger RNA, 1966 nt
Organism: Tigriopus californicus
Lineage: Eukaryota; Metazoa; Arthropoda; Copepoda; Harpacticoida; Harpacticidae
Gene: dgt6
Product: HAUS augmin-like complex subunit 6
Biological process (GO): spindle assembly
Cellular component (GO): mitotic spindle microtubule; HAUS complex
Molecular function (GO): microtubule binding
Source: RefSeq, a predicted model, not a curated record